This is a messenger RNA of Saccostrea cuccullata (small rock oyster), 472 nucleotides long. Its product is annotated as nidogen-2-like. NCBI's taxonomy places the organism in Eukaryota, Metazoa, Mollusca, Bivalvia, Ostreida, Ostreidae. The record is from RefSeq and is a predicted model, not a curated record. The transcript is spliced from 4 exons. The annotation marks the transcript as partial.
AUUUUUUUUUCAACAUUGGAAAGUUGAAUGGCAGGGGGGUUGGUGAGCCUUCAUUUGGAACAGGAGACACUGGAGUGGUGAUUUUUGAGCCGACGACAGAAACCUGCACAGAGGGAACCAAGCAGUGCGACCUGAACGCCCAGUGUGUGGACUACCCCCUCGGCUACUGCUGCAAGUGUUUGGAUAAUUACUAUGGCAACGGGAUCAGCUGUCUGGAGAUGGGAGAGCCUCAGCGAUUGAAUGGCAAGGUUUAUGGAGAACUGAACGGAAGCCCUGUAGCUAAUCUGGACAUGCAUAUAUACAUUGUGUCGAGAGACGGGAGAGCUUACACUGCCGUCAGCCGCAUACCUCCAGAAAUGGAGGGAAAUAUGCGCUCAUUGGUUACCAUUGGAGGAAUCAUGGGAUGGAUGUUUGCACAGACUCAACAUCCAGAUGCCAAAAAUGGAUACACGUUGACAGGUAAUGUUGACAG